Molecule: messenger RNA, 1847 nt
Organism: Saimiri boliviensis boliviensis (Bolivian squirrel monkey)
Lineage: Eukaryota; Metazoa; Chordata; Mammalia; Primates; Cebidae
Gene: ING2
Product: inhibitor of growth family member 2
Biological process (GO): positive regulation of DNA-templated transcription
Cellular component (GO): nucleus
Source: RefSeq, a predicted model, not a curated record
GCCGCCCGCCGGGGCGCGCAGUCCCGCAGGCCUCGCUCCGGGUCUUCCGAACAGGGGCCGCUGGCUGCUCCUUUGCAGGCUCGCGAGGAGCGGCGCUCGGACCGCCGGAUGGGGAAAACGCCCGUGAGGCCCGGCGGAGCGAGCCCGGAGGAGCUGCCCCUCCCUGCGGGGAGGACGGCCAGAAGGACCGAGCCACCUCCCCUGCCGGGUCCCAUUCACACUUGGGGCGCAGAGGCGGGCUCCCCGGGCUUCCCCUUUAAGGGAGGCGGGGCGCGGCCUGCCGUUUGGCCGUCCCCUCGCGCCCUCCCCGCCAGCCCUGAGCCGGCAGACCAAUCGCCCGGGCGGCGGAGCGAAGGCGGGAGAAUGCGAACCCUUCGGUAGGCGGUAGGGGCGGGCCCCCGCCUUAUUUGGAGCGAGCCGUGCGCAGGCGCAGAGGCAGCCGCGGGCGGAGGGGCGGAGGCAGGCCAGCAGGAGGCUCCCCGUCAGGCACGGAGGGUGCCUGGGGACCGGCGGGCGGCGACGGGCUUGUCAUGGGGAUCCGGGCUGCGAGACGGCACUGGUAGCAUCUGGGGACUCCGAGAGGGACAGGAAGUGUCAGCGCCCGGGACUCCGGCGCCGGCCCCGCCGAGGGGAUCCCGGCUGCUCCGAUCCCGGAGUUUCGCCCCGCCCCUGGGCUGGUGCCGCGGGGGCGGGGAGUGAGGGCUGCUUUGGAGGGGAGUGGAGGUCGGGGAGCGCGGCCGUGCCCUCUCGAGCGGCGGCGGGGUCCCCGCGGCGCCGGGCUGCGGAGCGAAGGGCCCGCGGCGGCCGCGGCCGGUGCACGUACGGCUGCUGGAUGCGGAGGCGGCGGCGGCGGCGCUGAGCGGCAGGAUGUUGGGGCAGCAGCAGCAGCUGUACUCGUCGGCCGCCCUCCUGACCGGGGAGCGGAGCCGCCUGCUCACCUGCUACGUGCAGGACUACCUGGAGUGCGUGGAGUCGCUGCCCCACGACAUGCAGAGGAACGUGUCUGUGCUGCGAGAGCUGGACAACAAAUAUCAAGAAACGUUAAAGGAAAUUGAUGAUGUCUAUGAAAAAUAUAAGAAAGAAGAUGAUUUAAACCAGAAAAAACGCCUGCAGCAGCUUCUCCAGAGAGCACUCAUUAAUAGUCAAGAAUUGGGAGAUGAAAAAAUCCAGAUUGUUACACAAAUGCUCGAACUGGUGGAAAAUCGGGCAAGACAAAUGGAGUUACAUUCACAGUGUUUCCAAGAUCCUGCUGAAAGUGAAAGAGCCUCAGAUAAAGCAAAGGUGGAUUCCAGCCAACCAGAAAGAUCUUCAAGAAGACCCCGCAGGCAGCGGACCAGUGAAAGCCGUGAUUUAUGUCACAUGACAAACGGGAUUGAAGACUGUGAUGAUCAGCCACCUAAAGAAAAGAAAUCCAAAUCAGCAAAGAAAAAGAAACGCUCCAAGGCCAAGCAGGAAAGGGAAGCUUCACCCGUUGAGUUUGCCAUAGAUCCUAAUGAACCUACAUACUGCUUAUGCAACCAAGUGUCUUAUGGGGAGAUGAUAGGAUGUGACAACGAACAGUGUCCAAUUGAAUGGUUUCACUUUUCAUGUGUUUCACUUACCUAUAAACCAAAGGGGAAAUGGUAUUGCCCAAAGUGCAGGGGAGAUAAUGAGAAAACGAUGGACAAAAGUACUGAAAAGACAAAAAAGGAUAGAAGAUCGAGGUAGUAAAGGCCAUCCACCUUAGGAUUAUUUGUCUUUUCUAUAAUUCGUUUACUUUGAGAAAAUGUUUUAGGGUAAACGCAUAAGACUAUGCAAUAAUUUUUGAUCAUUAGUAUUAAUGGUGUAUUAAAAGUUGUUGUACUUUG